Molecule: messenger RNA, 1344 nt
Organism: Sordaria macrospora k-hell
Lineage: Eukaryota; Fungi; Ascomycota; Sordariomycetes; Sordariales; Sordariaceae
Source: RefSeq, a predicted model, not a curated record
AUGGACCAGUCUGUAUUUCGCAUCACCAAGGUAACAUUAGUCGACGAGCUUAGCGACCUCCAGAAAGACUCGGAUUUGUCUCUUGCGGUCGCCUGCCGCGAUGUCGAUGUUCGCAAUGUUAAAGCCCUAAUCAUCGGGCCGCACGAGACACCCUACGAGUUCGGCUUCUUCGAGUUUGCUUUCGUCUUCAACAAAGAGUACCCUCGCAAAUCUCCCCAGGUUCAAGCUACAACUACGAACGAGGGCCGCACCCGCUUCAACCCAAACAUCUACGCCAAUGGCAAGGUCUGCCUAACAUGGCGCGGGGAGCGUGGAGAACAGUGGUCUGCUGCCCAAGGCCUCGAGUCCAUUCUACUGUCUAUUCAAAGCCUGAUGUCCAUGAACCCCUACGAAAACGAGCCGGGCUUUGAAGAUGCAAAGGAGGCUCACGACAAGAAGAACCAGAAGAAUUACAUCCGCCACGAGACAAUCCGCAUCUCGGUCGUUCAUCGACUGGAAGAAUACCUAGGCAUCAACCCCGACGGCACAGUUACGCCAGAUAAUGCCACCGGGGAGAUCGUUUCAGCGGCCUCAACCGAGAGUGAUAUGGACACGUUGGACGAGGAAUCUUGUGUCCCAUUCGAGCCUUUCAAGGACCUUUGCAAGCGACGGUUUCUCUGGUAUUACGACUCCUACAUGGCCGCCGUCGAGAAGGGAAAGUUGGAGGUGAAGGACAACGAGUCGUUCGCCAGAAUGCCCUUUGAAAGUCACGGCAACGGCAUGGAGGGUAAAUUCAACUACACGGAGCUGGAGAAGAGACUCAAGGCUAUCAAAGCAGCCCUCGACGUCGAGACAGAGAGUUGGGCCGCAGAAGGAUUACAGGCUAAGGCUCAGGAAACCACUGUCGCCGUUAAUCUGCAGAGGCAAUUCGAGCAGGUCGUGGAGCAUUUCAAGCGCAGGGAUCUGGCGCACAGCAUCGAACUCGUGGGUGGCAAUCCCUUUGUCUGGCUUGUGACCUACUUCGGGAAGCCUAUGACAAACCUGGACGGUGGCCUGUUCAGAAUCAAGCUUUGCUUCAGCCCACGAUUUCCCGAGGAGCAACCUCGGGCGAGGUUCGAAACCAAGAUCUUCCAUCAUCGCAUUGCCGCGGACGGUACACCCUGCUACUAUGCGCCACCGAGCCGCCGUGAGGAUGUUAGGACGCACCUCGAAGCCAUCAUCGAUGCUCUCGAGGAGGAGAGCCCCCCUUAUGACCCACGCACUUUGGUCAACCCCGAGGCAUUCAAGUUGUUCUGGGGCUCCGUGGAUGACCGCAGGAUGUACAAUCGGCGUCUUCGCCGGUCUGUUCAACAGUCAAUGGAGUAA